This is a messenger RNA of Solea senegalensis (Senegalese sole), 1178 nucleotides long. Its product is annotated as barH-like 1 homeobox protein. The transcript is spliced from 3 exons. Bases 63 to 782 code for a protein of 239 amino acids. Gene Ontology annotation, molecular function: DNA binding; DNA-binding transcription factor activity, RNA polymerase II-specific. The record is from RefSeq and is a predicted model, not a curated record. Gene Ontology annotation, biological process: regulation of DNA-templated transcription. NCBI's taxonomy places the organism in Eukaryota, Metazoa, Chordata, Actinopteri, Pleuronectiformes, Soleidae.
UUUUACCUCCGGACUCUAAACUUUCUACUGAGCAUCUGAACUAACUCUGAGUUGGGUCGGAGAUGGAGGUUUCUGCCUCUAGGUUCCUCAUCGACUCCCUGCUUUCAUUUAGGCCGCCUGGCGCGCUCUUCUCCCGGUCAGACUCUCCGGGACUCGGUCCGGACAGCGGCAGGUGCUCGGCGCCUCCUUCCAGGCGGAGAGAGGUCGUUUCCCGGUUAGAUUCUCCCCUGCUGCCCGCUCAGCUGCAGCUCCGUUCCGCUGGCUCGUCUUUUCUGAUCCGGGACAUUUUAGCAGACUGUGUUUACUCUGACCCGGGACAGAAUGGAGAGGAAGCCGAGCUGUUCCAGUCCGGAGCGGAUGAAGACAGAAGCGCGAGCUGCUCUUCUUCAGACAGUGAGUCCAGAGUGCAGGCAGCAGCUCGUCAGAAGAAGCCUCGUAAAGCUCGAACAGCAUUCAGUGACCAGCAGCUGUCCAGGCUAGAGACAAGCUUCCAGAGACAGAAGUACCUGAGUGUCCAGGAGCGGAUGGAGCUGGCCACGUCUCUGCAGCUCAGUGACAUUCAGGUCAAGACUUGGUACCAGAACAGGAGGACCAAAUGGAAGCGACAGUCGACUGCAGGUCUGGAGCUGCUGGCUGAAGCUGGCAGGAUGUUCUUGCCCACACACUACCUGUACCCUUCUGCCACACCUUCAGUGGACCUAUACCUGUACAGAGGCCACAACCACCAUCGCCACCACACGACCCUGCCCCUGCUACCCCACAGUGAACUACGUCCACGCUGACCACUGAGAAUGGGAGGGACUGGGGGAUUUGGAGGACUGUGUCCCUCUGGACAGCAGCUGCACAGACUAGUCUGUCUCUGCACCUGGAUCCUGUAAUGACCCUGAACCACAGUGCUCUUCAUCUCUGUUGGUUUAACAGAUGUGAGAUUAUCACAUCAAAACUCUGUGGAAAGGCGUCCCCAAGGACAUGCAGCUCCUCAUCCCCGUAAAGAAGCAGUCAUUUUGAAACUUUCUUCCUCCAUUGAUCUCAUUAUUGUUUAAGCUCAUCAUGUAGAUUUCUUCAUGUCAUUGUUCGAGUGUUUAAUCUUCAACCUAUUUUGAAAGGCUUGUCCUGUGUUUUUCAUGUUUGUCAUAUACAAUAGUAUAGAACUCUGUUUUUGAAAGGUUCUUAUUAAA